This is a messenger RNA of Canariomyces notabilis, 1263 nucleotides long. Its product is annotated as Metallo-dependent hydrolase. Gene Ontology annotation, molecular function: hydrolase activity, acting on ester bonds. Lineage: Eukaryota; Fungi; Ascomycota; Sordariomycetes; Sordariales; Chaetomiaceae. The record is from RefSeq and is a predicted model, not a curated record. The coding region runs from base 1 to 1263 and encodes 420 amino acids. The transcript has a single exon.
AUGUGUCGCACGAGCCAUGAUCAACCCCCAUACACCGCUACCCUCGAGCACCCUGGGGUACGUGCAGACGAUUUUCCGUGGCAGAUUGGCGUCUGUGAUGCCCACUGCCACCCGACUGACACCAUGUCGUCGAUUGCUAGCAUACGCGGCAUGCGAGCUCGAGCCCUGACUAUCAUGGCUACCCGCUGCCAGGACCAGGACCUUGUCGCUUCGGUCGCGGCGCAACACGUCAUCAAGAACCGCGCCGCGCUAGGGUCAACGGCAAGCCAGAGCUCUGACAAAGUUAUCCCCGCGUUUGGAUGGCACCCUUGGUUUUCACACCAACUCUAUGACGACACGGCCGGCGCCGUGAACAGCACGUACGAUCCGGCGGCGCCAAACGCGGCUGAGCAGAAAGCGAAACACUAUAGCGCCGUUCUUUCCUCGUCGCCCGACGCCGAGUUUGUCGCGUCGCUCCCGGAUCCUCUAUCACUCAGUAGCUUCAUAGCCGAAACACGGCGGCGUGUGCUUGACGCGCCGGUGGCGCUCAUAGGCGAAAUCGGCCUGGACAAGGCGUUUCGCCUGCCGUGGCCGUGGAAGGAAGAAGACCGGUGGAGCCGUGACGAGGGCCUCACCCCUGGCGGCAGGGAAGGACGCACGCUGAGCCCUCAUCACGUCAAGAUGCCCCAUCAAGUACAGGUGCUCAAAGCCCAGCUCCAGCUGGCCGGUGAGCUAGGGGUUGCGGUUAGUGUCCACGGGGUGCAGGCGCACGGGGUGCUGUUUGAUGCCUUGGCAUCGCUGUGGAAAGGGCACGAGAGAGAAGUCCUGUCGCGGCGAAAGCAGAAAUUGGUGGCUCAAGGUGCCGAAGACUUUUCGUCAAGCGAUGAAGACGACGAGACAGAGGGCGCUGAAGAUGGCGCGAGGCUGUGUAGGAAGCGCUACAAGCCGAAGCCCUUUCCCCCACGUAUUUGCCUGCACUCAUUCAGCGGCGCACCGCAGAUGCUCAAUCAGUAUCUGAACCCGGCCAUUCCAGCCCGGGUCUUCUUCUCGUUCUCAACAGUCAUAAACUUGUCGACGGCCGGCGGGGAGAGCAAGUUCCCCGAAGUUAUCCAGGCUUGUCCCGAUGACCGGCUGCUGGUUGAGAGCGACUUGCACUCGGCCGGCGAUGAUAUGGACCGGCUCCUGGAGGAUAUGUACCGGAAAGUUUGCGACAUCAAAGGCUGGACCCUGGAGUACGGCGUGGAGAGGAUACGGAAGAACUAUGAGGAGUUCAUAUUCGGUUGA